UUCCCUCCACUCCACUCUCCAACUUCUCCCGCAGCAUCGCCGCCGUCGUCGUCGCCGCCGCCGCCGCGAGGUGAGGGCUCGUAGCACCGUCCGGGAGGGCGGAGGAGGAGGAGAGAUGAGCUGCUGCGCCGCCUCGUCUUCCUCUCCGGUUCUCGCCAACCCCCGGGGGGGAUUCGCUGCUAGCUGCUCAACAAGAAGGAACCACAGGGUGAUCUUCCUCGGUUCAAGGCAGUUUUCUCCGAUCAUAUACAGCCCAGCACGCCGCGCGUCGUCACGGCUGUCUCGGAGAGAGGUGAUAGCUUUUGCAGGCCAGCAAUCUUGGGAUAUCGGCAGAUUUGUCAGGACGCUGUAUUUCUUCAACGGGCCACCGAAUCCUCUCAAGAUUGUAGAGUCCAUUCUUAGCAGUUUCACUGGCUCUGCUCCUGGUGAGGUGCCAAAGAAAAUGGAAUCUUCUGAUGUGGUGCUGGUCACUGGAGCUACCGGUGGCGUUGGACGAAGAGUGGUUGAUAUCCUGCGGAAUAAGGGAAUACCCGUUCGAGUAUUGGCUAGAAAUGAAGAGAAGGCGAGGAGCAUGCUGGGGCCCGAUGUAGACUUGAUCAUAGGAGAUGUCACAAAGGAAAAUUCACUUGAUCCCAAGUACUUCAAAGGGAUUAAGAAAGUGGUAAAUGCAGUGUCAGUUAUAGUUGGGCCAAAGGAAGGCGAUACACCAGACAGGCAGAAGUAUAAACAGGGCAUCAAGUUUUUUGAACCUGAGAUCAAGGGACCUUCACCUGAAAUGGUAGAAUACCUUGGAAUGCAAAACUUGAUUAAUGCUGUCAAGAACAGUGUGGGUCUGACUGAAGGGAAACUGCUUUUUGGGGGCACAGGCAACUUAUCCGGAAAGAUUGUUUGGGGAGCACUUGAUGAUGUUGUGAUGGGAGGUGUUAGUGAAAGCACAUUCCAAAUCCAACCAACAGGAAGUGAAACUGAUGGACCAACCGGAUUGUUCAAAGGUACUGUCUCUACUUCAAAUAACGGUGGCUUCACUAGUAUAAGGACAAAGAAUUUUACAGUGCCUGAGGAUCUGUCAGCAUAUGACGGUAUUGAACUACGUGUUAAGGGUGACGGGAGGCGGUAUAAACUUAUUGUGCGCACUAGCUUUGAAUGGGAUACUGUCGGCUACAUUGCAAGCUUUGACACGACUAAGGGGGAAUGGCAAAGUGUUAAAUUACCUUUCUCUUCACUGAAUCCUGUAUUCCGUGCCCGCACUAUGCCUGAUGCUGCACCCUUUGAUGCAAGCAAUGUUACUUCCUUACAGCUCAUGUUUAGCAAGUUUGAGUAUGACGGAAAGCUGAACCCAACAUUUACAGAAGGUUCAUUUGAGCUCCCCUUUUCAAGUAUUAGAGCAUACAUAAACGAGCCAAUCACUCCAAGGUUUGUCCAUGUUAGUUCUGCAGGAGUUACAAGACCUGAGAGACCAGGCCUGGAUUUAAGUAAACAACCUCCUGCUGUUCGCAUGAACAAAGAGCUGGGCUCCAUUCUAACUUACAAGUUGAAGGGUGAGGAUUUAAUCCGGGAAAGUGGCAUUCCAUAUACUAUUGUGCGGCCAUGUGCUCUAACAGAGGAACCAGCUGGAGCUGACCUCAUAUUUGACCAGGGAGAUAAUAUCACAGGAAAGAUAUCAAGGGAAGAAAUUGCUUUCAUUUGUGUUGCAGCUCUGGCAAGUCCAAAUGCAGUAGAGAAAACCUUUGAGGUCAAGAGCACUGUUCCAUUCAGUGAACCUUUCGUGGUUGAUCCUUCAAAUCCUCCUCCAGAGAAAGACUAUGAUGUGUAUUUCAAAGAGCUCAAAGCUGGCAUAACAGGUAAAGAGGCACUAGAAGGAACACCUGCUCAGGUCUGAAGAACAUGUUAAAUGCAGAACGCCCAACUGCUUUGACAAAUCUUGACAUGGUGCUUCUUGAACAUGAACAGAAUUACAUAAAUAUGCAAGUCUGAUUCAUAAACCACCAAUAGUUGCAGUACCUGAGCAUAUGUGCCACACUUAAUCUUUGCAGUCAUGUGGUUUCCAAAAUACCAAAUGGGAAGUACUUUGUGAAGUAUGUGAAGGAACAGUUGUUUCUUUUUUUUAUGUAAAGUAGUAUAUCCUCUGGAGUUUGUGUUAUAUUUAAUCUGCUGUAUCUGUAUGAGAAGAUAUGCAUACAUCUUCAGAAGACAUAUGGAUGUCGAUCAAGAGCUCAAAGGUUAUGGAGCAUUGGAGCUCUUUCUGUAGCAGAUUCUGUAUAUUAUGUUGCUUUUAUUUUCACUGAAUUGUGUGCUGUAGAUAGCGUCAUUGGAAUCUAGAUCGACCAUUUUGUAAAAUCAAAUACAUUGUCAUACAGAGAGAAGAGAAGUUUACAGUUCCA
Messenger RNA from Oryza sativa Japonica Group (Japanese rice), 2381 nucleotides. Its product is annotated as protein HIGH CHLOROPHYLL FLUORESCENCE PHENOTYPE 173, chloroplastic. The record is from RefSeq and is a predicted model, not a curated record. NCBI's taxonomy places the organism in Eukaryota, Viridiplantae, Streptophyta, Magnoliopsida, Poales, Poaceae.